AUGGAUACAGUUCCGAAGGGGUACUACUCUUUUUGUCAUUCUAUUGUUGGAGUUCUAGCAAUUGAAGAUUUCGGGGCAGGGUAUACCAGAGAGUUGAGAACACAGAUGCAUCAAGUGGGAACCUCGUCAAGAUAUUUCGGUCAUCUCUUGAUUCAGGUGAUUGCGGUGGAAAUCAUAAUUAUUAUGACUCAAGAGGACCUUUCAGUUCAGCGUGAGGAAGCGGUGAUUGUUCUUGAAGAUCAAGAUGCAAUGGAAUUUGGAAGAUUGAUUGAUAACGAGGGAGUACUAGGGCGUACGAGGAAGAUGGGAGGAAAGACAGUUGCCUAA
Messenger RNA from Morchella sextelata, 327 nucleotides. RefSeq lists its product as uncharacterized. The record is from RefSeq and is a predicted model, not a curated record. The coding region runs from base 1 to 327 and encodes 108 amino acids. Lineage: Eukaryota; Fungi; Ascomycota; Pezizomycetes; Pezizales; Morchellaceae. The transcript is spliced from 2 exons.